Molecule: messenger RNA, 670 nt
Organism: Drosophila willistoni
Lineage: Eukaryota; Metazoa; Arthropoda; Insecta; Diptera; Drosophilidae
Gene: RpS14b
Product: 40S ribosomal protein S14a
Exons: 3
Coding region: 94-549 (151 amino acids)
Biological process (GO): maturation of SSU-rRNA from tricistronic rRNA transcript (SSU-rRNA, 5.8S rRNA, LSU-rRNA); translation; ribosomal small subunit assembly
Cellular component (GO): cytosolic small ribosomal subunit; ribosome
Molecular function (GO): small ribosomal subunit rRNA binding; structural constituent of ribosome; mRNA 5'-UTR binding
Source: RefSeq, a predicted model, not a curated record
UCAAAAAGUUAUCGCAACAGCACUGUGUUGUUUUUGCUCUCUUUUUCGUAUCCGGUUCAUGCAAUUGUUUGCUGAUCGACAAUAAACUACAGAAUGGCUCCCAGAAAGGCUAAAGCUCCCAAGGAAGAAGUGCAGGUCCAGCUGGGACCACAGGUUCGUGACGGUGAGGUCGUCUUUGGAGUUGCCCACAUCUAUGCCAGCUUCAACGACACUUUCGUCCAUGUCACCGAUUUGUCUGGUCGUGAAACCAUUGCCCGUGUCACCGGAGGCAUGAAGGUGAAGGCUGAUCGUGAUGAAGCUUCCCCCUACGCCGCUAUGUUGGCUGCCCAGGAUGUUGCUGAGAAAUGCAAGACCCUUGGAAUUACAGCCCUCCACAUCAAGCUGCGCGCUACAGGAGGCAACAAGACAAAGACCCCUGGACCCGGUGCCCAGUCGGCUCUGCGUGCCCUGGCUCGUUCAUCGAUGAAGAUCGGUCGCAUCGAGGAUGUCACACCCAUCCCAUCCGAUUCUACCCGCAGGAAGGGCGGUCGUCGUGGUCGCCGUUUGUAAGCGUGCGCCGCUCCUGAUUUGCUUGAUUCUCUGCUGUUCAGAAACAAUGAAAUGUGUUGCGCUGAUUUUGUAUAUAUCUAUAAAUUACACCUAAUAAUGUAGUAAUACAAAAUGGAGAGAA